ACCGGUCAGCGCGUGAGGAGAGCUGACGACACACCCACGACUAACGUCAGGUGAAGUGUUCACAGGCGGAUACAAGAAGAUACCAGUUUGGUGUCGUUUUUUCAACGCCCCAGAAGCUGUAGCAGCUUAAGAAGGUGAACUGCAAGGACCCAUCUGAAAAUGCAGAUAAAUAAUUUAACAUCCUCAGUCACGUUGCUUUAUAAAGACUUAAUUCAAAAUGCAGACUCUCGGACAAACGACUGGUUGCUCAUGUCGUCCCCUUUCCCACAAACCUUCAUCAUCGUGGCAUACAUUUACUUUGUGACGUCCCUGGGGCCAAAGAUAAUGGAGAAUCGCAAGGCCUUUGACCUGAAAAGUGUUCUGGUUGUUUACAACUUCAUUGUGGUCGUGCUGUCGCUGUACAUGUGCUAUGAGUUUGUAAUGUCAGGAUGGGGCACAGGAUAUUCAUUUCGUUGCGACCUGGUUGACUACUCGAAUUCUCCACAGGCCCUGAGGAUGUUGGCUGUGUGUUGGCUUUACUACUUCUCAAAGUUCAUCGAGAUGUUGGACACGAUUUUCUUUGUGUUGAGGAAGAAAAACAGCCAAGUGACAUUUCUCCAUGUCUACCAUCACUCCAUCAUGCCUUUCACCUGGUGGUUCGGUGUUCGUUUUGCUGGUGGUGGCCUUGGAACAUUUCAUGCUCUGCUUAACUCCAUUGUCCACGUCAUCAUGUACUCCUACUAUGGUCUGAGUGCUAUGGGCCCCAAAUAUCAGAAGUACCUCUGGUGGAAGAAAUACCUCACUACAAUCCAGCUGAUCCAGUUUGCGAUGGUGACUACCCACAUCUCCCAGUAUUUCUUCAUGAAGGACUGCCCCUACCAGUUCCCCAUCUUUGUGUACAUCAUUGGUCUGUACGGCCUGAUCUUCCUGUUCCUUUUCCUCAACUUCUGGUACCACGCCUACACCAAGGGCAAGAGGCUGCCUAAAGUUCUGCAGGCUCAGACAUGGGCGUUCCACACCAACCGGGUCAUGAAUGGAACUGCCAAUCACGGCAAGCCCGAGUGAUGCGCAACUUGCCCGUUCUGACAGUUUCGGGGUAAACUUCAAAACCACAGGUGGUGGCGCGGAUGGUGUGAGUUUCAGCUCUAAAUAUUUGGACCUUUUUUGUUUGUUUGUUUUUGUUUUUUUUUUUCCCCAAAAAAAAGACAUUUAAAAUUUAUGAACUAGGCUUUAUGGUAAGACCUGAACUCAAGGCUUAAGUUGUUUUACACAGGAUGUUUAUUUUAAGUCCUUCUAUGGAUUUGUCCAGAUAACAUCACAUUCUGCUGCCAUAUGAUUUCAACACAUCAAUUCACUUUUCACACUGACUAAACAGCUUCACCUAAGCUGUACAUGAAAACAGGAUCUCCUGAAAAUAAAAAAGAACUAAUAUUUAGAUGUAUAUUUUUAAUGCAUUAAUAACUUGAUGCUACUGCAUGGAGGAGUUUUUAGGAAAUUGAGUUUAAGAUUUUAGUAGAGCACUGGAAAGCUCGAGGGUUAAUUUCACUUGGCCUAAAAUGAUGACCGCUCUGGUCAACAUUUUGUUUUUAAAGAUUUGGUGAUAAGACUCCACACGUUGUUUAUGAAGUUGCACACUGGCUGGAUUCACACUACUGCUGAUGGAACAAGCUCAACCUCAUGUCACACACGUUCUCCUAUGAAGCAACAGUGUGAGAGUGACGCCAGGGUGGUUGACUGAAUGGAGCACUGCUUCUAAACAGGCUGCACAGCUGAGUUUCAGAUUUAGUUUCACUGCUUCCCAACUGAAACUCCACAUAGAAAGAACAAAAUAAUUAUUAAAAAAAACCCAUUGCGUACCUUUACAUAUAUUCAUUCAUCCAUUCAUUAUCAGCCAGGAAACAUGAGCAGCUUUAAAUAUAUAU
Cynoglossus semilaevis (tongue sole) is the source of this 1901-nucleotide messenger RNA. RefSeq names its product elongation of very long chain fatty acids protein 7-like. The record is from RefSeq and is a predicted model, not a curated record. NCBI's taxonomy places the organism in Eukaryota, Metazoa, Chordata, Actinopteri, Pleuronectiformes, Cynoglossidae. Gene Ontology annotation, biological process: fatty acid elongation, saturated fatty acid; sphingolipid biosynthetic process; very long-chain fatty acid biosynthetic process. Gene Ontology annotation, cellular component: endoplasmic reticulum membrane; endoplasmic reticulum. Gene Ontology annotation, molecular function: fatty acid elongase activity. The transcript is spliced from 8 exons. The coding region runs from base 160 to 1044 and encodes 294 amino acids.